Drosophila ananassae is the source of this 3119-nucleotide messenger RNA. RefSeq names its product DNApol-eta (gene DNApol-eta). The transcript has 3 exons. Gene Ontology annotation, cellular component: replication fork; site of double-strand break; nucleus. Gene Ontology annotation, molecular function: DNA-directed DNA polymerase activity; damaged DNA binding. NCBI's taxonomy places the organism in Eukaryota, Metazoa, Arthropoda, Insecta, Diptera, Drosophilidae. Gene Ontology annotation, biological process: error-prone translesion synthesis; response to radiation. The coding region runs from base 137 to 2767 and encodes 876 amino acids. The record is from RefSeq and is a predicted model, not a curated record.
CGGCCAUCAUCGCCAUACACAAAUUUGGCCAAUUCGAUGUAUCGAUAUGUCUGCCAACCUCUAGAAUCGAUCGUGCGCGCGCGGUUCUGGCUAAUAAUAAAAUAUACAAAUAAACAAGCGGAAAUAACAUGAAAUCAUGGCCACUGCACGAAGCCAAAUCAGCAUGCAGAGCAAGUACGACCGGGUGGUACUGCUGGUGGACAUGGACUGCUUUUUCUGCCAAGUCGAAGAGAAACAGAACCCGGAGCACCGAAACAAGCCCCUUGCCGUGGUGCAAUAUAAUCCUUGGCGCGGGGGCGGCAUCAUCGCAGUGAACUACGCGGCCAGGGCCAAGGGAGUCACCCGGCACAUGCGCGGCGACGAGGCUAGGGAUCUCUGUCCCGAGAUCGUGCUCUGCCAGGUGCCAAACAUACGCGAGAAGGCUGACACGAGCAAAUACCGCGAUGCCGGCAAGGAGGUGGCCAACGUCCUGCAGCGGUUCACGCAACUAUUGGAGCGCGCAUCCGUGGACGAGGCCUACUUGGACAUAACUGACACUGUCAACCUGCGGAUAAAGCAGAUGGAAAGCGGAGCUUUCGCUCUGAAGCCGCAGGAGCUAGUGAACACUUAUGCCGUGGGUUAUCCGGACAUCGGGGACUAUGUGAACAAAAUCACUAAUCGAUUUUCCAACCCCUACAUUGAAGACGAGCGAUUCCAGCUGUCCUAUGACCAGAACGACCUGCCUGCCGUCCGGCAAAGCGACAUCAGGCUGCUCAUUGGGGCCGCCGUGGCCGGCGAAGUGCGGGCGGCAGUGAAGAAGGAGACUGGUUACGAGUGCUCUGCUGGCAUAGCACACAACAAGAUUCUGGCCAAGCUGGCUGCUGGCCUGAACAAACCAAACAAGCAGACCAUCCUCCCGCUGGGGGAGAUCCCUGCCUUUUUUGACUCUCUGCCGGUGGGCAAGAUUAAGGGUCUGGGCGGAAAGUUUGGCGAAGUGGUGUGCGAGACAAUGGGAAUCAAAUUCCUGGGUCAACUCUGCAAAUUCUCCGAGGCUGAGCUGCAGCGCAAAUACGACGAAAAAAAUGGCACCUGGCUAUUCAACAUAGCACGAGGCAUCGACCUGGAGGCAGUCACACCGAGGUUUUAUUCAAAGAGUAUUGGCUGCUGCAAAAAAUUCCCGGGACGAAAUAACAUCACAGGACUAAAGUCGCUCCAACACUGGCUGGGCGAGCUCUCCUCCGAGAUUAACGAACGGCUGGAGAAGGACUUCAUAGAAAACAAUCGGAAGGCUAAGCAAAUGGUGGUGCAGUACAUCCAGGACAUUGACGGCCACGAGGUAGCCAGCUCACGGUCCACAGCGCUCAAGGACUACGACAAGGAGUCUUUGGCCAAGUUCGCUUUGGAAUUGAUCAGGAGUAACACCAAGACAUUCUUACGCGCUGGAUGCGAUGCCGCAUUAAAUAACGCCAUAAAGUUUCUGGGAAUAAGCGCGGGAAAAUUCGAGACAGUGUCCAAUGCACAAAACAAGCUGCAGGAGAUGUUCGCUAACCAGGCGGCUAAGAAACGGCGCGUCAGUGGAGAUGAGGCUGUGCAGCAGCCCAAAGCCCAACCGGAAACGAAGCCCAAACAAACCGAGGAGUCGAAGAUGAAAAGUUUCUUUGCCAACUACUUGCAAGGCGCCAAAAAGGAGGAAAAGAAGCCCGCCUCCGAUGAUGCUGAAAAUAUUCCGCCAGAGGAUGCUCCCAAGAAAAGUUUCUUUGACGAAUACAAGCAAAAGCUCAAGGCGGUCACACAGGCAGAAAGUGGAACUCCCGUGACCUCCACGCCGCCAGAGUUAAAGGGAAGCUUUUUCGCUAAAUAUCUCCAGCAACAAAAAGAGGAAAAAACACAGGAUAACGAGGCGAUUACUGAAGACUCUUCCGAUUUGCAAGGUUUGGCUGAGGAGCUGGAUGCCAUAGAAGCUAAUAACUCGAAGGAUUUCGAUGAAGACACUAUAGAGGAGUCAGUGCCGACUGUGGAGGCUGAAAUGUCCGUGCCAGAAAAAGAGGUCUUGGUUGAGCCUACAACCGUAAAAGCCAGUGAAAUUUCGGAAACUUCCACCCUCGAUUUUCCAAAAGAAAAUCAAUCUAUAGCUGAGCAACCUCUCACGGAAGAGGAACUAAAGCCAUCUACCUCAAAAAGAAAAUUUGAUCAAGUUGACUACAAGGAGACGUAUGCUGAGUUUGCCAUACCAGAACUUCGUAGCGACCUUCUCCCCACGGUCAAGUGCGAUCAGUGUGGUGCCCAGAUACCAGACGAUGUCCAGUACCUGCAGACUCAUCGCGACCACCAUUUUGCACAAGAGCUUAGUCGCCAGCUAAAGAGCGAGCAGCGAGAGGAGCGUCAGCAGUGUCGGCAGAAGGAGGCGCCCAAGCCGACCCCUCCCAAAAAGCAAAAGAAGGUUGCAGGAUCAGGAAACACCACUGUAUCUCAGACCAACAGCAUCGCCAAGUUCUUCAGCGCCAAGCCAACUAAUGAGCCACCACCCAGCGAUGUUCCCAUGGAGCAGUGCUCCGAAUGCAAAGCGUUCAUCAAGAGUGUGGAUAUGCCAGAGCACUUGGACUACCACGUGGCCAGAAACCUGCAGCGGGAGCUAAACCAACAGGAUCUGCGCAGCCGCAGCGCAGCGUUGGAAAAGGAGAAAUCCUCCCCGGGGCAGUCCAAGAAGCAAAAACAACUAAACAACACCAUUGGCGGCCCAUCCAGGGGAAAUAAGACCAUUGCCCAGUUUUUCAGCCAAACUAAUUAAAAGUGCCAUUGAGUCUCUUCUUUUAUUUUAAUUGCAUUUGCUUGAUCACACUUUGGCUCUUCCGAAGUGAGAAUAGGAUAUAAGCUCCCAUAAGAAUUUAUUAAGAGUAGUAUUUGUUUCUUCAUUUUCAUAUCAAAUCACUAACCACAUCAGCAGUUGUCUGCUUAAAAAAACGAGUGAAUAGUUUAUGUAUUAUUUUCAAGUAUUCCGCUUUGAAAAGCCAUUUAUUUUGUUUUUUUUUUUAUUUGUUUGCAUUGUUCUAUUAUUUUAAGUUCGCAUAAUCCUGAAUGUUGACCAUUACCAAACCGAAAAAUAAAUCAAAACCCAUUCUUGUUAUGGCUAGAAUAGAAUA